CCAUCCCUUGGCUUCUCGGUUACGUCUGUCAUCACUGGAGAGUUCUCUCCCGGUCCUCCCCUUCCUUGUGGACUAACAUAUCCCUCGAGAGCGUGUGCUCUUCCGACCUCUCAUCCGGUCGACGCAGUCUACGCAAAAAUCUCCUCUCCCUCUCGGGAGGUUUGCCGCUUAGGAUUAUAUGGAGAUGCUCCAUCCUUACGAGACGCACAUGCCCCAUCGUCCAGUUUGCCCAGGCGAUGAUAGAAGUAUCAUCUGGGAAGACAUCGCUCUCCACUCACACCGAUGGUCCCACAUAAACCUCACGACAAAGGGGCCAAUGAUAGCCCUUCAGAACUUCACUUGUUAUUCACCCUUGCUACGCAAUCUUCGCUCAGUCAUGCUUGAUGUUUCUUCCCCCACCGACAUCUGUCGCCUAUUUUCCUCAGCUCCCCUUCUCCAGGAUCUCGCCUUCUGUGGGAGUAUUACCCUAUGGCGGGAACUCGCACGAACGAUACCCCUUCACCAGCUCGUCAAUCUCAUGGUAACCGUAAGAAUCUACGAACCAGACGACGCGAAUCCAGAUUUCUACGCCUGCCUGAAGGAGGCUGCCCUCUUGGAGGGCUUGCAUUUCAACGUUGCACGUAUCGUUCCGAGACCCUCUACACCGUCUGAUGUACCGCUCUCUCUUGCCUUCAUCCAUACCCAUAUCCAUAGACUGACGUUGAACGGCGAGAUUCCUUCCGUUCUAGACCAGUGCUCCAUGCCGAACUUGAAGGAACUGUUCGUCUACAGCGAAUACAGGCCCUAUGUGGGGGGACUACUAGAAAUCGAUCCCGCUGAUAUCAAGCGCCUUGUUCGUUUUGUAUCGCGUUCAGAGUGCAGUGUGCGAACGUUUUCGUGCUUCAGACCAAUGCCACUUUCGACAUUCAAAGCGUUUGGAAGGAGUGGUCGUCGUCGUCGUCGUCAUUGACAAAGCUCACUAUCACCGUUACCUCAGCGACUCGAGCGGAUGCUGUUCGAGAGCUGACCUUUGAGGAGGAGGGCAAACCCGGUAUCCUACCAAACCUCCAGCAUUUGACGCUGCGUACGUCUGAAGGCGUGUGUAUCUUCCAGGACGACAG
Desarmillaria tabescens is the source of this 1100-nucleotide messenger RNA. RefSeq lists its product as uncharacterized. The transcript has a single exon. The coding region runs from base 179 to 949 and encodes 256 amino acids. The record is from RefSeq and is a predicted model, not a curated record. NCBI's taxonomy places the organism in Eukaryota, Fungi, Basidiomycota, Agaricomycetes, Agaricales, Physalacriaceae.